Messenger RNA from Exaiptasia diaphana, 3019 nucleotides. Its product is annotated as kelch-like protein diablo. The record is from RefSeq and is a predicted model, not a curated record. The coding region runs from base 340 to 2100 and encodes 586 amino acids. Gene Ontology annotation, molecular function: protein binding. The transcript has a single exon. Lineage: Eukaryota; Metazoa; Cnidaria; Anthozoa; Actiniaria; Aiptasiidae.
CGUUUCGUUGUUGYUGAGAUUAAUAUAUGCGCAUUAAUUAUCACUGUCAUGUUUGGCCAAACAUAUCGCAGCCCCCUGUUCUCGCUUAAAACAAAGUUUAUGCUGGGCUAGAGCCAUUACACGAUGAACUUUGGAUGUUUACAAAUAUGUGGCCGUGAGGAGGAUGGGCUUUAGUCUUCAGACUUCAAUUAUAGCCAAAAACAACAAUUUUGUCGACAUAUGUCCCACUUAGAUAUCGAGUUCGUCUGAAGAUCUUCUUUCUGGUUAAACAUAUCGUGGAUAAAAGUUGAAACAUUUGUUUCAUAACAUUGCUAAUAGAAUCUAGUAGAUUCGAUCGCUAUGGAUAUCUUCUUAGAAAAUGACUACGGGUUCAAUUUUGGUGAAGAACUCAACAAAAUUCGCCAUGAACGAAUGUUUUGUGAUGUGACUUUGGUCGUCGAGGGCAAGCAGUUUCACGCUCACAGAAUUGUCCUCGCGGCGAGAAGCAAGUACUUUUACGGCGUGUUUACUAGUGAUAUGUUGGAGAAAAGAUCAAGGACAGUUAGCCUUGGUGAGUUGAGUGCUUCGGCUAUGAACUCGCUCCUAGACUACAUUUACACUGGCGAUGUUGAGGUAACUGAAGAGAACGCAGAGGAACUGGUCGUAGCAGCAAAUUAUUUACUUUUACCGAAACUUAAAAACCUCGCGGGAAAAUUCCUAGAGAGGGAGAUGAUGGCCUCAAACUGUGUUUACUUUUUCAAAUUCGCCGAGCAGUACAACUGCAAGGAACUGAAGCACUAUGCAAGUCAAAUGAUUGUCAGAAAUUUUGGAAUGAUCGGUCAUUCGAAAGACUUUAUGCAGCUUGGGGUCAAAAAUUUAGAAGAGUUGAUCGCAGGGGAUGACGUUGUUGUACGAUCAGAGGAGGAAAUAUUCGAGGCAAUUUUGAAGUGGAUUCACGAAGACCCAGACAAACGAGAGGAAUACUUCCCGAUUCUCUUCCGUCACGUUCGAGUGACCUCGGUGUCACAAAGUUACUUAUUYACUAACGUUGCGACCAAUUGUUACGUCAAGAAUAACCCUGAAUGUUUGGCGCGCAUAGUGGAAGCUAACAAAAUGCUGAUAAUCGGAGACGAACUGCUACUAGACAAGCCUAGAAAGUGCUUAGAAACGCACGUGGACGYCAUAGUCACAUGCGGCGGGUUGUCUCCAGACACACUUGUUCGUGACACCACUUAUUGUUACGUUCCAAGCGAGACCACGUGGUAUGAACUCGCCCCGAUGAGCAUGAAGCGAUGCCGUCACGGAUUAGUCGCCUGCUCUGGUUUCUUAUACGCAAUUGGCGGGAAAGACGAAGCMUUUCAUAAAAGUGUAGAACGCUUCGAUCCCAGGACUAACAACUGGACGACUGUAGCGCCUUUAAAGCGAUGCGUCAAGCUUGUGGGCGCGGCAGCUCUCAACGCGAGCAUCUAUCUAGUAGGUGGUAUUGAGUUCACAGCUGAAGAAGGUCGACGWMGAUGCGAUGCGGUGCAGAAGUACGAUCCUGUCACCAAUACGUGGUCGCUUGUGGCGCCCAUACCCAGUCGUAGAUCAAGCGUCUGCUGCGUCAGCGAUUCGCGGUUUGUGUACUCAAUCGGUGGACUCGGGGACGACGGAUUUUUGGACUCYCUAGAACGAUAUGAUCCUAAGCUCAAUGCAUGGCGUCAACUUGCGCCCAUGGCGGAGAAACGUGGAUGUGCAUGUGGAGUGCAUUUGAACGAAAAAAUCUACGUGUUUGGCGGGACGGUUGACGCSUUCUCACGCCAAUCAAAACGCUCUUGUGAACUGUACGACGUUGCUAGUGACCAGUGGCAUUCCAUGCCGCCCAUGCGCAUCCCAAGAUUCCAUGCUGGCGCGGCKUUGCUAAGAGGCUGUGUGUAUAUCAUGGGWGGGAUUGGUAUUGACAACUCGAAUCCAGAAGGCAAGAAAGUUGUCGAGUGUUAUAACAUUAAGUUAAAGAAAUGGGAGAAAGARCACACGAUYCCUUACGAGGAGACGUAUCUACGCAGUGUACCAGUGAGUCUGUACAAAGGACUGGUGAGAACUCUUCAUAAAGUAGGCUCUAGAGCAAGUAUGUCAUCCUGAGGAGCUGUUUGUUUCGUCUUAUUGAACCUUUUAUCUUCCUCGUGCCCAACUCUUUAAAUUCUACACCGUUUAGAAUGAGGAAAGCCWGGGUAUGGGAUGGGUAAGAAUAAAAGGAAAAGAUAAUGAUAUAUUUUAGAAAGAGUAUCAAAAUGUAAAGAGAACUUGACAAAUGAGUACAAGCACUUAAAAGGCCAUGACCAACCGGCAUCCCUUGCGAACGUUUAGUCUAUGUCUAAAAAUAGAAGUACACCAUAAUGUAAGCAAAAACUACUUAUUAUCCCUUUAUGCUGUAUGAAUGGAGUUAUUUUAAGAUUCGACCUGAAAACCGACGGAGGGAAAUGGAUUGCGAAUUAAUAUUUGAAGUCAUCUCAUUUUCCAUAUUUGAAAAAGUCUAUAAACACGACCGCACUGAACGCCGGUUGACCGUGGUCCUUAAAGUGUGCAACAUAUAUAAAUAGUACAAAAUAAAAUACCGCAGACACUAGAGUGUUUUAAAAAUCGCUGAAUGUUGGAAUACCUCCGUAUAUUUUCUAUUUUUCCUGCCCUCGCCGGGUCUCCCUUCUCUCAAAGUUGUGUUUUCGAGAGCACACAUAACUUUUGGAUUCUGUAUGAGUGCUAACAGCAUUGUUUUUGGCGAGGGGAGGGUGUAGAGAACAUGUUUUGUUGAACUGACCUGAAGGGUGCAGUUAUUCUCAACCUUUUUGUCUAGGGUUGUAGGUUAAAACCAGAUAAAAUGUUUAUGGUAAAUAAGCAGAAUGUAACACACAUUUGUCGUAACACACAGACAAGAGGCUAGUCAAGUGUAGUUCGRUGACAAAUAUAGAAUAGAUUUAAAUCUAAAUCCUUUAUAAAAUUAUGAUACGAAUCUURUUAUACUUCUCAUGAAGAAGCGAUUGUCAAUAAAUCGAAGAAAGAAUCA